GCCCACAGUUCAAACUGGAAAAAUGGCGGGGGCUCCCGAGUUGGUGGUUGUAGCUCCUCUGCGGGAUGUGGAGAGAAUGGCCGGGACAGACGACCGGGCCUCGGUCCCUGCCACUGCCCGAGAGGACUUCCGUGUGCGCUGCACCUCGAAGCGGGCCGUGACGGAGUUGCUAGAACUGUGCGGCCGCAUCGUGCAAAAGCUCGGGGAAGCGCUGCCAGAGAAGAUCCGAGAGCCCGCUCUGCGAGAUGCGCAGUGGACUUUUGAGUCAGCCGUGCAAGAGAAUGUCAGCAUUAAUGGGCAAGCGUGGCAGGAAGCUUCAGAUAAUUGUCUUAUGGAUUCCGAUAUCAAAGUACUUGAAGAUCAGUUUGAUGAAAUCAUAGUAGAUAUAGCCACGAAACGUAAGCAGUAUCCCAGAAAGAUCCUUGAAUGUGUCAUCAAAACCAUAAAAGCAAAACAAGAAAUUCUGAAGCAGUACCACCCUGUUGUACAGCCAUUGGACCUAAAAAAUGACCCUGAUCCAGCCUCUUGUAUGGAAAAUUUGAAAUGCAGAGGAGAAACAGUAGCUAAGGAGAUCAGUGAAGUCAUGAAGUCCUUGCCUGCAUUAAUUGAACAAGGAGAUGGAUUCUCCCAAGUUUUAAAGAUGCAGCCUGUUAUCCAGCUCCAGAGAGUCCACCAAGAAGUCUUUUCUGGUUGUUAUAGGAAAGCAGAUGUUAAACCUGAGAGCUUUAUAACACAAAUAGAGACCACGCCAACAGAGACUUCUACCAGGAAAAGCACUGACAUAGUCCUGAAAAGAAAGCGAAGUAAUGACUGUCCCCAGAGAAAAUGGUAUCCACUGCGGCCAAAGAGAAUUAAUCUUGAUACAUAAGCUCUUUUUGUUUAUCUGAGGAGUUGAAAUUAGGCACUAUCAGCAUUUAGAUUAUAGCCUAAUGCUUAGACAGAACUCCAUUUACAACAACAAAUAACUCUUUGGUGAUUCUUUAUAGAAGUAUAGUAGCUCUGUUCUGGCAUAUGAUGUCAUAUUGUGUUUCUUUCCUCGCUAUUUCCUCUAUAGCCAAUGAAAAGAAUGGUUUUUGAAUAUUGGCACAAAGCCCAUGAGUGGGCAUUAAGAGUGCAAACUUUUGCUGUCCUUAGAUGCCAUCCAUUCUUGGCUGCCCUUCAGCUUUUAUGGAAUUUCAUGAGUAACAUAUUCUGUUGGGCUUUUUGGAUAUACGUCUUUCUUAAAAAGAACUGUGCAGCAGUUGUCUGUCUUUAAGUGCUGGGAGUAAUCGUUAGUCCUGCACAGGAGCCAGUGCAGUGGUUUUUUUGAUUUUGUUUUUGAUGCUGUUUGAUUUAUCAAGUUAACAUGGAGAUGACAAGAUUGGUUUUGACGUUGUUACUCCAAAUUCAGCUAAUUUGGAUUUGUAGGAUUAAUUUUAGGAUUUUUAAUUUUUGCUUUGUAAGACAAAGAAGACUGUCAUUUGUGCAAGACUUUCUCUUAGAAAUAAAAAUUGGCAUGUAGCCACUGGUUCUGGCCCACCUUUUUGUUUUCCGUAGACCUUUUAACUUUUAAACAUAAUUUGACUUUGGGACUAAUAUUUUCUUUUCAGGAUUUCUCAUUAAUUCUUUUAGAUGAUUCCAGUUCAAAAAUAUAUAUCAGGUUAAUGCAUUAACAAAUUGUCAUUGUGGAGUAACUGUAGAUGCAGUCACACUGAACUCUUUUACAUUUAAGGAUGUUUCUAUGUCAAGGAUAUAAUCAUUGGUAGAAGUCUGAGAAGGCUGUGUUGCCUCUACUUCUAACAUUUAACUAGUUUCUUAGAGCUCUUAUUGUGUCUGCUGCUCACAUUAGUAUAGUGUAGGCAGGGCCGUCUAACUUGCCAGCUCUUUCCCCUUUUGAUGACUGUGUACCUUCAUUCAUUUGCAGAGGAAUUUGCUAAUCAUGAAGUUGGGAAAUCUGUACUUCUCUUGUUUGUUAUAUCUUAAUAAUCAUAAAUGUCUAAAUGUGACAGAAAGUCUGUCUCGGUGAAGAAGACUUACAAAGCCACUUUAUGCUCUCUGUAUUUUAAUGUUACAAUUUGAGAUCUUUAUAUUUGUACACCGCAGUGUGUUUUUAAUUAAAAUAAUGUACAAAGACUGAA
Molecule: messenger RNA, 2117 nt
Organism: Equus quagga
Lineage: Eukaryota; Metazoa; Chordata; Mammalia; Perissodactyla; Equidae
Gene: NSL1
Product: NSL1 component of MIS12 kinetochore complex
Exons: 6
Coding region: 23-868 (281 amino acids)
Biological process (GO): mitotic sister chromatid segregation
Cellular component (GO): kinetochore; MIS12/MIND type complex
Source: RefSeq, a predicted model, not a curated record